This is a messenger RNA of Aethalodelphis obliquidens (Pacific white-sided dolphin), 3931 nucleotides long. It is a transcript of the gene PMFBP1, whose product is annotated as polyamine modulated factor 1 binding protein 1. The record is from RefSeq and is a predicted model, not a curated record. NCBI's taxonomy places the organism in Eukaryota, Metazoa, Chordata, Mammalia, Artiodactyla, Delphinidae. The coding region runs from base 1 to 3150 and encodes 1049 amino acids. Gene Ontology annotation, biological process: spermatogenesis. The transcript has 19 exons. Gene Ontology annotation, cellular component: sperm head-tail coupling apparatus.
AUGCCUGUAUCUAAGUGCACAGCUUAUUUCAUAAUUGAUGCUUUUGUUUUUCUGACUGCUGAGGCGGGGGAGAGAGACAGAGAAGUGAGCAGCCUGAACAGCAAGCUCUUGAGCCUGCAAGCUGACAUCAAGAAUCUACACGAUGUCUGCAAGAGACAGGGGAAGACCCUGCAGGAGACUCAGCUCUGUGUGGAGGAGGAGAUGAUGGACAGCGGCCACGAUAAGAAGCAAGUGUCAGCAUUUGAGGAGUCACACAUGGAGUUUGAGCCCAAUAAACAGUGUCAUCUGAGACAACUCCAACAGCUCAAGAAAAAGUUGCUGGCCCUUCAGCAAGAACUGGAGUUUCGCACCGAGGAGCUGCAGACUUCUUACUGUUCCCUCCUGCAGUAUCAGUCCAUCCUGGAGAAGGAGACUUCCGACCUGGUCAUUCUCCACCAUCACUGCAAGAUGAAAGAAGAUGAGGUGAUUCUCUAUGAGGAGGAAACAGGAAAUCAUAAUGAGAACACAGGGGAGAAGCUCCAUUUGGCCCAGGAGCAACUCGCCUUGGCCAGGGACAAAAUCCUCUCCCUAGAAAGGAGCUUAAACCUCUACAGGGAUAAAUACCAGACUUCCCUGAGCAGCAUCGAGUUACUGGAGUGCCGAGUGAAGAUAUUGGAGGGGGAGCUCAGCAGGAUCGUCGGUCAGGAGCCCAAGAGUAAUGGUGAUCAUUCAAAGGUGCAUAUAUACACUUCUCCCUGCAUGAUUCAAGAGCAUCAGGAGACCCUGAAACGACUAUCUGAAGUCUGGCAGAAGGUCUCUGAGCAGGAUGAUCUAAUAAAGGAACUUCGAAAUAAGCUAGCCUGCAGUAACGCUUUGGUUCUGGAGCGUGAAGAGGCUUUGAUAAAAUUACAAGCAGACUUUGCUUCCUAUACAGCCACCCACCGACAUCCCUCUAGCUCCUCAGAAGAUUGUGAAGACAUCAAAAAGAUACUGAAGCACCUGCAGGAGCAGAAAGACAGCCAGUGCUCGCACGUGGAGGAGUACCAGAACCUCGUGAAGGAUUUGCGCACGGAGCUAGAAGCCGUGUCAGAAGAGAAGAAAAGCAUCAUGGAGGACAUGUUGAAGCUGGAGCUGGACCUGCACAGGCUGCGGGAAGAGACAUCUGCCCGCUUGGAGAGGAAGGACAAGGAGGUCGUCAUCCUGCAACGGCGACUGCAGGAGCUGCAGGUGCAGUUCACUGAGACCCAGAAGCUCGGUUUGAAGAAAGACAAGCUCCUCCAGGAGAAAGAUGAGAUGCUGCAGGAGCUAGAGAAGGACCUGGCACAGGUUAAGAACACCCUCGUAAAAAAGGAGAUGGAGUUGGAGAAGCAGCAAUGCAUGACAAGAGAACUCGAAGUUGCCAUCCAGGAGGAGAGACGGGAUAAGUGCAAGGCCGAGUAUGGGCACCUGGGAGCUGAGAUCAAGAAGCUGAAGGACUGUCUCGAAGAUGCCAAACAGCAGCACAGGCUGGCUGCUCAGCAAGCAGCCCAAUAUAAAGAAGAAGCCAUUCUGGCAAAGGGUAACCUGGAGGAUUGCCAUAGGAAACUGCAAAGCUGCAUUUGCCUGGAGAAGCAGAAGGCAGAGACCAUCCAGGAGCUCCGGAGAGAACUUCAGAAGCUACAGAAGGAUUCCCUAAUGGCAGAGGAGGAACUCGCGCCCAGCAGGAAACGGAUAGAGGAGCUGACAUCAGAAUUAUCUGAGUUCUCCAGAAAGCUUGAAAUUUCAGAGAAGGAAAAGAGGCAGCUUCAGAAGACAGUGACUGAGCAGGAUGUAAAACUGAAUGACCUGCUAGAUCGUAUAAAUCACAUUCAACACCAGAACAGGAAGCAAGCCUCCUCCAAAUGCAGUCUAGAAGAACAGCUUCAGGAGGAAACCAGGUUGCUGGAGGAGAAACAGGAGCAGCUGAAAAAGAGUAAAGAGCAGGAGAAGCUACUGCAGCAAGAGCUCGAGAUAUUCCGACAGGAAGGAAAAAAGAAAGAAAAGAUGUCAAAGGAGAAUUUGAGAAAGUUGGAGGAGGAAAAUGAUAAUCUCAAAUCACAGUUAAAGCAAUGUUCUGCGCAACUGGAUUCCUCUCUCUGCAAACAAAACAGCACCCAGCAAAUCAACCAGGAGCUGACUCGUAAGAUAAUCCUUCAGAAGGAGACCAUGGCGAGUCUGCAGAUUCAGCUGGACAAGGCUGCGGCGAAAGAGAAGCAAUACCUCCAGACCACGGUCAGUAAAGAUGUCUAUGAGGAGGUAUGCCGGAAGUCAGCCUCCUGCCAAGAUGACCUAACACAGGCCCUGGAUAAGCUCAGUCAUUCGACCUCAGAGACAAAGAGUCUUCACCAAAUUCUGACACAGGCCCAAGACAGGAAGAUUCAGCUGGAAGAGGAAGUCAUUGCUUACGAGGAGAGGAUGAAAAAGCUGAAUGUGGAGUUAAAAAAACUGCAGGGCUUCCAGCAGCAGAGUGAGCUAGAGGUGCAGGCCUUCGACAAAAAGCUGGAGGACAUGAGCAACCAGGUGCUGCAGUGGCAGAAGCAGCACCAGCGGGACCUCGAGGUGCUGGCCGCUAAAGAGGAGCAGCUCAGGGCGUUCCGGGAGGAAAUGCGCGCCCUGAAAGAGAGCCUCCUCGCGGACGGGACGGAGUCCUGUUGCCUGUCCCAGCGGUCUGCGCCUAAAGACACCUGCAGGCUGCACCGAGAGAACGAUCAGAUUAUGUCCAACAUGGAGCAAUGGGCAAAAGAGCAGAAGAUCGCCAAUGAGAAACUAGGAAACAAACUCCGUGAACAGGUCAAAUAUAUCACCAAGCUGACUGGUGAAAAGGACCACCUCCACAAUGUAAUGGUCCAUCUGCAAAAGGAAAACAAGAAACUAAAGAAUGAAAUAGAGGAGAAGAAGCUGAAAGCUGGGCCCUCAAGGGUAUGUACCAAAGCCCUAUGGCCAAGCAAAACAGACCCCACAUCAAGGGGGAAAGUGUAUGGCACCUUGGACUGGAGAGGGAUAACCCAAGAUGUGAGCCAAAGAAUGGACAUCACCAAGUCUGUCGGGAUGCCCCACUGCUCAGGUAUGUCCACCAUGCGGCUUUUGCUACUUACUAUGGUGCUGUCUUUCUUAGUCCAUUGGGUCAAAAAAGAAAAAAAAAACGUAUUUUGAAGAGAUCACUGGAUUGGAAAUUCAAAUAGGGGAAAAAAACAAAUCUUUUGCUUAGCUAUUCUGGACCAGAGAUCAUUGUUUUCUCCUCUGUAAAGGGGGAGGCAAAUGAAUUAAGGCUCAUCCUGAUUUAAGAAUCUUUGAUGUUACCCAAGUGCCUCCUAUCUCAGACCUAUCCCUUCCCCUGACCCAGUCCCUUUUGGGAGGUGUGAGGAUAAGAAGGGAACAGGCAGAAUAGGCAUUUUUCUCCUCUAACGUGUUUUGGAAGCCUCACAAGAAUGCCCUGGUCUCCUGUUCGGCCUGAGUCCAAGGCUACCUUUUCUGCCACCUGUAGACUCCAUGGUACCCCCAAGGUAAGAAGUCACCUGCAACAGAGCUGCCUGGCCACGAGACUAGUCCUUGAGAAAUCACUUCAUUAAUUUCUCCUCAAAUCAAGAUUGUCAUUUCCUCCCUGUUCCCUCAGGUUCCUCAUAUUGCUAGAAUCAGCGCCUUGCCCUGAGCAUCAUUUCCAUGCAUGUUUUUCAGAGGACAGUGAGUUCCUAUUCCUCUCUUGACUUGGAUCAGCUCUAACCGGAAUAUGUCAAGGUCCAAGCCUAUUCUGCAAGAUGCUAACGUUUUAUUGAGUUUUGUCUACUUCCUGCGGCAGAGUGAGCCUUGGAACCCUACUACCAUCUCCAGGCCCAAACUCUAAAAUAAAGACAUGAGCACAGCAGCCUCAGUGAGCUCGUGGUGUCUUGCAGACAAUUCUGCCCCCUCAGGUCCCCAGCAAUGUGUUCAUCCCUAU